CUCUUCCCAAUCGAUAGACGACCGUCCUCCUCCUCAAUCCGAGACAUCAAAAGAAAGGUUUGGCCCGCGACCGCCGACCCGCCGACUUCGAUGGACAAACCAACCACGCCGGCCGCUGCCGCUGCCGCCGCGUCCGUGGCCCCGAAUCAACCUGCGAACAAGACGAGCGCCGCGGCGCCCACACUGAAUAAUGAGCUGGAGAUGGGAAGCAUGGGCGGCGAUGCGCCAAGCGCAGAGAACGACAUCAUGCAGAUCGCGCGAGUAGGAGACGUUCCGGCCAUGGAGAAGCUCUUCGAAUCGGGCGAGUACGAUGCGACCUUCACUGACGAUGAAGGCAUCACACCCUUGCAUUGGGCAGCUAUAAACAACCAGUAUGCCAUGUGCAAGUUCCUCAUCGACAAUGGCGCAGAGAUCAACAAGAAGGGAGGCGAGUCCAUCGCGACACCUCUCCAAUGGGCCGCUCAGAGAUGUCACUACUACACCGUCAACUUCCUCCUCCAACACGGAGCCGACCCCCUCAUCACCGACGCUCAGGGCUACAAUACCCUCCACAUCUCGACCUUCAACGGCAACACCCUGCUCCUCGUCCUGCUGCUCCACCAAGGCAUUCCCGUAGACGUGCUCGAUAGUUACGGUCACACGGCGCUCAUGUGGUCCGCCUACAAGGGCUUCCCUCAAUGCGUGGACCUCUUCCUCCGCUGGGGCGCUAGCAUCCAUACCACGGACGAGCAGGGUUUCACCGCCCUGCACUGGGCGUUAGUCAAGGGCUCCCCCGCCUGUAUACAGAGGCUUCUCGAGUAUGGAGCGGACCGAUUCGCAAAGACGCAGACUGGCAAGACGCCCGCUGUUACGGCUAAGGAACUUAACACGACCGGCGCAUGGCAUCGUGCUCUUAAGGAGUGUGGUUAUGACGAAGACGGACAGCCGAUCGAGCCCAGCUUCCCGGGUUCGCGCUUCCUCCGCCAGGAUAAGAGGGGGUUCGUGACCAAAUUCCUGUUCUUGUGGCCCUUCCUUUUGGUUUGGUCUAUGAUUACGAUACUGGGAAGCAUGAACGUGUUUGCGGGUGUCUUCUUCUCUCUAGUCGUUGGUUAUGCGCUUCAAUGGUGCGCUCAACAGGUCAUCGAGUUUGCGCCCCCCGACAUGAGACACUUCCACAAGACUCCCUGGCUGGCUGGUAUCUUCUCCGCAUCCCUGUUCUUGGUCGGCCUCAGGUGGUUGACUACCAUUCUCCCCGCGACCACCGGUUCAGCUGAUGGCACUCACUCUCAUUGGUGGCUUAACCUGAUCUUUGGCGUAUUCCUCGGUCUAUGUGCCUACUUCUACAGCGCCGCGAUGCGAUACGACCCCGGAUUCGUGCCCAAGAUGAACGGCAUCGCCGAGCAAAAGGCUGUCAUUGAUGAGCUGCUCAAAGAGUGGAAGUUUGAUGAGACAAACUUUUGUGUUACGUGCAUGAUCCGGACUCCUCUUCGCAGUAAGCACUGCAAGCGGUGCCAGAAGUGCGUCGCAAAACACGACCAUCACUGCCCUUGGGUUUACAACUGCGUUGGUAUCAACAACCACCGCCACUUCUUCAUGUACCUGAUCAACUUGACGUUGGGCAUCAUUUCCUAUGACUUCCUCGUCUACUACUACUUCACAGAUGUCUCCGACAAGGUCUCAGAAACCUGCAACUUCCUUAGCCCCAGCCUAUGCAAGGUUGUCAACGCCGAUGGCUACACGGCAAUCCUCACCGUGUGGACAACUUUGCAGCUCACCUGGGUUGGUAUGUUGCUGUUCGUGCAAUUUGUCCAAGUCUCUCGCGCAAUGACCACCUACGAAAACAUGUUCGGCAUCCAAGACGGCUCCCUCACCACUGCCUUCACCUCAACGGGCACCCCUCUCGACCCGAACCACCCGUCGUUGAUUCUUCCGGAAACCACUGGCGCGCACGCCCACGGUCACAAGCACAAGGGCGGCCGUCUUCAACAAUGGUCUCGUCUCCUCGGCGUGGACCCCUUCAUCGAGACCAUUCGCGGCCGCGGCGCCGCGACCCAGAACAAGCGCAGGAAGAAGAACCCCUACUCCAACGGCUGCAUGGCCAACUGCCGCGACUUCUGGUGUGAUCCCGCGCCCACAUUUGGCCAGCGCGAGAACGGCUCCGCCAUGCUGGGUGGCGAGCCCGUCAACUACACCGCCAUGUACGAGAGCCCGACCCUGAUGAACAUGAGCAGAGGCCGGAGGAGAGCAGGCGGCUACGAGUCCGUUGCUGCAGAGGAGGUAUAAUAGACUUGUUUUUGUCAUGAUUGGAGGGAGGGGUGCCGGAUCAGUUUCACGACUGGUAUGGGAGGAAGCUGGAAAGCUGUCACUCCCCACCCCUCCUUUUGCGCGCUUUGCUUUUUCCAAGCGACGACUUCUAUGGAAGAAAGAUUACGACGAGGCUUAAGAUGAUGUUUUUUCUAUCCCCACAACGAAAGAAAGACGAGGCGUCAACGGGCGGCUGCUGCACUGCAUGGCUCGGGAUGUAUUAAUUGUUGGUAUAUGUAGAAGUAUGACUUUGGUGUUGAGGAAUGGGAGUCUUUUCUCCGUGU
Messenger RNA from Colletotrichum phormii, 2567 nucleotides. RefSeq lists its product as uncharacterized. The record is from RefSeq and is a predicted model, not a curated record. Gene Ontology annotation, molecular function: protein binding; palmitoyltransferase activity. Gene Ontology annotation, biological process: protein palmitoylation. NCBI's taxonomy places the organism in Eukaryota, Fungi, Ascomycota, Sordariomycetes, Glomerellales, Glomerellaceae. The transcript is spliced from 6 exons. Bases 91 to 2262 code for a protein of 723 amino acids. Gene Ontology annotation, cellular component: Golgi membrane.